AUGGCUGCUUGCCACAUUCGCUCUAUCAGCUUGCCCUCAAGAUCUCACCCUCUAAAUGUCAGCGUAGAAGAUCAAUUGGACAGGUUGAGAUCAUCAGAAACAACUUCUACUUCAGUUUACCACAAAUUGAGUGGCCUCAAAGUCUUGUAUGAGUGUGUUGAGGAUUUUCUUCAGUUGCCAAUAACACAACAAACCCUCUCCAAUGAACAACAAAAAGAAAGGGGAGAAGAGGUGUUGAGUGGAUCUCUGCUCUUGUUGGACAUGUGCAGCACAACUAGAGAUGUUUUUUCAUCAAUGAAGGAGUGCUUGCAGGAACUUGAAUCAUCUCUCAGGAGGAGAAAAGGUGGAGAAUCUGGAUUCGCAAGUGAAGUUGAAGCUUAUAUUAUGUCCAGGAAACAAUUAGAUAAAACAAUCCGCAAAUGCUUCAAAAAUUUGAAGAGCAUGGAGAAGAACAUCACUUCAGAAGUCGAUGCAGUCAGCCUGCUGACAGAAGUAAAAGGAAUCAGCCUCGAGAUUUUCCAAUCUCUCUUGUCCAUGGUUUCUCAGACAAAGGCAAGAUCAAGCUCCCAUGGCUGGGCUGUCGUUUCAAAAUUAUUUCAAUCCAAACGUGUAUCAUGCGAAGCUGAACUCAAUGAAUUCGAAAAGAUAGACGCCGAAUUGCUUGUCCUGAAGUCGAGCAAAGACAUCAAUUCUGUACAACUGCAAAAUACAUUGAAAGGACUGGAGGCCUUAGAGUCAACCAUUCAGGAAGCAGAGGAGGAGUUGGAGGCUGUUUACAGGAAAUUACUGAAAACCAGAGUUACCAUUCUCAACAUUCUCAGCCACUAG
Messenger RNA from Populus nigra (black poplar), 828 nucleotides. RefSeq lists its product as uncharacterized. NCBI's taxonomy places the organism in Eukaryota, Viridiplantae, Streptophyta, Magnoliopsida, Malpighiales, Salicaceae. The record is from RefSeq and is a predicted model, not a curated record. The transcript has a single exon. The coding region runs from base 1 to 828 and encodes 275 amino acids. Gene Ontology annotation, biological process: shoot system development; root development.